This is a messenger RNA of Ceraceosorus bombacis, 3179 nucleotides long. The record is from the annotation of a GenBank genome assembly. Lineage: Eukaryota; Fungi; Basidiomycota; Exobasidiomycetes; Ceraceosorales; Ceraceosoraceae.
AUGGCGGCCAAGUCUACAAUUUUUACUCCUUCAGCUACGAAAGCGACGCGGGAGAAGGCCGAGAAGGAAGGUGUCGCUUCCUCCUCAGAACCAGCUUUGCAGCAUGCCACAAUUACCUCCGCAGUCGCUGCUGAUCCGAAGCUCGCACCCAGGAUAGCAGAGAAGAGAUUGUUUCCGCCGCCGACUGCAGCUCGCAGAGGCUUGCUCAGGUUUAAGAUCAAAGAGCAGCUUGAAGAAGGGAGAAGCAAAGGAUGGAACUGGCACAAGGGAGCCGUGCAUGCAUGCAACGUCGAGCCUGAGGAGGACGAGCUGCAAAAGAUCAGAGACAUGUACGGGUACAAGUCGGAAGCGGAGGGCGGUCCUGGUAGACUGUACUUGAUGGUAAGCAGAAGCGUGCGUCGUUAUGUGCAUACACUCACCCCGAACUUACCUCUGUGUGGUUCAUUUCGCGCUCCUAGAUGCUGGCAGACUGCCUUUUGCCCCUGCCACGUCACCCAAUGUCAGGAGUCGUCUCUCCUCCACUCCUGGCGACGACCGGUAUUGUGCCCUUCAGCAUCUUCAGCACAGGCCCAGACAUCAUUGGACACUACUACGAUUGCAUCGUCGCAGCUCGACGCGAGGUUGUGCUUCUCACCAAUUACUGGCAAGGCGGAAAGAACGUCAAUCGGAUCUCCGAAGCGCUUAGAGAGCUCGACAAGAGACAUGGCGAGAGGCGUGCUCAGGCUGCAAAGACGGCAGGAAAAGACGCUGACGCUCUCCCCAAGCCAACAAUUGAAGAGCGGAUCAUCGUAAAGAUCAUGUGGGACAGAGGACCCAGAACGCUUGCAGACUUGUUCCGUCUACGCAAGCCCGUUCCUCCUGGGAUGUGGAAGGAGAACGGUUUGCCAGAGGAAGAUCAGGUCCCCAAUAUCCACAUUGAAGUACUGUGAGUGAAGGAAUACCGCCGGAUCGCAGCUGCGCUCCGCAAAUGACUUAAGCAACCUCGCCCUAAACCCCUUAGUAAUUACCAUCGCCCCCUUAUGGGCACAUUCCACGCCAAGCUCCUUCUUGUCGACCGCCUUGUUGCUCUGAUCAAUAGCAACAACAUCCAGGAUCGACCAAACAUUGAAGCCUGCACCAGAUUAGAAGGCGAUGUUGUCAAUUCGGUGUACGAUCACGCUCUGAUUUCUUGGGGGAAUGCUUUGCGUCCGCCUUUGCCUUGUCUCGGCUCGCCUGCGCCGAAAGUACCCAGUCAAAAUGCGUUUGCUGGCGGCGAAUUCUCAAGUUUGCCUGCUAUCAGCACGACACAGUUGAAGGAGAUGGCACAGGCGGCUCGAGCUCGACUCCUCGAGGAGGACCAAGAGACAGAGGAGGUAUCCAGUCCUACCUUUGGCCCUCCUCGACGUCGAAGCUUUGCCGAAGUCGUCGAUGUCGUGAUGCAGUCCCGCAGGGAGCAGAGUGGACACGCUGCCACGCCUCAUGCGGGACCGAACAGCGGGGAUGCAAACCUUGCAGCAGGUGCCACUGAGCAGCAUACAUCAGCUGCGAGCGGUGAAGCAAAUGUGGAGGACGCUCGGCGUGCUGGGCAGCUCUGGGCGCAAAAAGUCCUGAGGGAGCGCUUUGGACAUUUGAACCUUCCAAACUUUGGGAGCAGCAAUCCCAGCACACCUACUGCCGCGAGUGCACCUGCUUUGCCCUCUAGUCCCGAAAAGGCAGUUCCUACCACUACCGGGCACACGCCGCCUGCAAGCCCAUCUUUUGGACCUCGACGCCACUUUGCAGACGUAGUAGAGGCUUUGAUGAAGAAGGAAGGCAUCAAGCCGAACUUGUGGACAGAAGGCGCUCUUGACGCAUUUGGGCUGGGCCCUAGCUCGAGCAGAAAUGUUGCAGAGGACGCUCGCCGAUCGCGCGCUGCACGUGGAGGAGCCAAAGAUGCUGCAGCUCGCGGCAUCAGCGUACCUAAGGUGGUCGCCGAAGAACCGAGCACCGUCGACGAGCUCAACCUGGACAACACCAGUCAGCCAGCACAUGCGGAUGGUGCUCCAGCCAUCAACACUGAACAAAGCUCUGAGAAGGUCGAAGGCGAAAUUGCCGAUGUUGAUGCUCCAAGCUCCGACUUUGGCUCUAGUGCGACAGCUCAGCGUCUUGCACAGGGCGAUAGCCUUGAACCAAUUUCGCCUCCAGAGGAUGCUCUGUCACCGCAUCAGGCGUCCAGCUCUGGUGGUGACGACGACGAGAGCGCAAAAGUAGCUGGAACAAGUGAUGGCCAUGAGGAAGGUACACCCGGCACGCUUGCGUACCGUCAGAAGCUCAAAAGGACUGCCUCCAUCGCCUCCAGAGUAUCAGCCAAGGAACGACUUGCUGCCAUCACCAAGUCGUUGGAUUUUGCAAAUCUCAGCCAAGUCAAAGGCGAAAUCACUGCCGAGCAGCUCGCUGCCAUGUCUCAGGCGGCAGGUGUGGACCCCUCCAAGAGCGGCCCAGGAAGUGUCUCAGCCUCGGAAGGCGCUGCAGCAAGUGAAGUCAUCGACUUCAACCCCUUUAUCUUCCAUAAGCCGCACGCCCCCGUCCCAAUGGCGCUGGUCAAUCGCAGACCACACGGUACGCCUGGACACAAUGACAUUCGAAAUGCGCAGGAUGCCGCGUGGUUGGCUGGUUUCAGAUAUGCCAAGCGGCAUGUGUUCAUCCAAUCGCCAACCUUGAACGCCACACCUAUCAAGCACGCCAUCCUGCACGCAUGCCGCCGAGGAGUUCGAGUGGAGCUUUGGUUGGGCUUGGGCUUCAACGACAAGUCGGAAAGCAUGCCUUUUCAAGGCGGAACAAAUGAGCAAGUCGUGACGCGCUUGUAUCGUCAGCUGCGACGUGAAGGCAAGGGCGACGAGGACAAUCUAGAGAUCUAUUGGUAUACUGGCAAAGACAUGACGAGGCCUCUCAAUGCGGUUCGAAAGCAGAGAAAUUGCCACGUCAAGUAUGCACAGUUUGAUGAUCAGGUGGCCAUCAUUGGGAGCGGCAACCAAGAUACCCAGAGCUGGUACCAUUCGCAAGAGAUCAAUGUCAUGCUGGACAGCAAGGAGAUCGUCAAAGAGUGGAACGACGGGCUGCGAAGAAACCAGAGCACCGAACUCUAUGGCCGAGUCGAUACGGACGGGAUCUGGCGCGGCAGACAUGGCAAGGAAACCGUGGACAAGGGCGGGGAUGACUGA